AUGGCUCCAGCUAAGCGCAAAGUAAAUACGGCGGCUGAUGCCACGAGUACCGCUGCAACGAAGAGACAGAAGAAAGUCGUAGAACCCACCGCGUCGUCAUCGAGGCCAAGCAGGACCUCACUUGCUGUAGCUGCAGCUCCGCGUUCAACAAGAAGCUCGAUCAGUGGGAAGUCUACACCCGUCAAACCAGCUAAAAGUACAAUCAAGGGUUCAGCCAACGAAACAGCAAAUAAAUCCGCAACAAAGACUGCAACAAAGGUCAAAGCAAUUGAGGGUCGAAAGCGAGGAAGACCAGCCAAAACAACCACUGUUGAGGAAGAGGCCGCCGUACCCGGAAGGACCUCCAACCUUCUCAUCGACGUUCCACUCAGAGAGAAGCCUGCCGUGAAGGCUGAAGCUGAGGAGGAAGCUGAGGCUAACAACGAAGGCCCAGCUUACUUCCUUAUGAAAGCCGAACCCGAGUCACGUAUCGAAAAGGGCAAGGACGUCAAGUUCUCCAUCGACGAUCUCAAAGCUGCAAGCGAGCCCGAAGGAUGGGACGGUGUCCGCAAUCCCGUCGCACGCAACAACAUGAGGCUUAUGAUGAAGGGAGAUAUGGCAUUCUUCUAUCAUUCCAACUGCAAAGUACCAGGCAUCGUAGGUACAAUGGAGAUUGUCCAGGAGCACUCAGUUGACGAAACCGCGUUCGACCCCAAGCAUCCCUACUUCGACGAGAAAUCAGACCGUGAAAAACCGAAGUGGUGUCUCGUACAUGUCAAAUUUGUCCAGAAAUUUCCGGGGAUGAUCAAGCUCAAGGAGCUCCAGAAGUACGCAAAGAAUGGUGGUGUUUUGGAGAACCUGCAAGUCCUCAAGCAAUCUCGCCUGAGCGUUUCGAAGGUGGCCAAGAAGGAGUGGGACUUCAUCAUGGGCCUGGUCGAUGCGGAGGAUGUUGCAGCUAUGUCGGCUGCACACCAGCCGCAGAUGACUGUCUAA
Molecule: messenger RNA, 972 nt
Organism: Letharia columbiana
Lineage: Eukaryota; Fungi; Ascomycota; Lecanoromycetes; Lecanorales; Parmeliaceae
Exons: 5
Coding region: 1-972 (323 amino acids)
Cellular component (GO): nucleus
Source: RefSeq, a predicted model, not a curated record